Cylindrotheca closterium is the source of this 354-nucleotide messenger RNA. The record is from the annotation of a GenBank genome assembly. Lineage: Eukaryota; Bacillariophyta; Bacillariophyceae; Bacillariales; Bacillariaceae.
AUGGUACAAUCUUACCCAUUUUCAGCAGCCUUCUUGGGUUUUCCUGAUGAUGCUCGCCGUCCCAUCAACACAGUUUUCGAUGAUGACGGUGACAUGGCAACUGAAAAGGCCUCCAGCACAAGCGCACUAUCCACUCCAAUGGUGAUUCUCCAAGAUGCUGAGGAGGAUAUCCCUUUCCAGAAGCAUGAUAAAAUGGCCCAACAGCUUUUCAAUUUUUUUACCUUUGGUGGCAAGAAUGGAAUUGCUGACAGACAUGAGGCCCCUCUUUGGAAGCAUGGAAGCCCCGCAACGCCUGGCAAAGUAUCAAGGCUUGCUGAUACGGCCGGACCUUGGGUGCAUAUGGCCCUUUUUUGA